AUGAGGAUAGUAUCGGUGUCCGGAGCGUUCAGACAUAUGGGCGGAGAGUCGCUUCCGGACCACGACUUCGCGAUACGGACAGAUACUUGUUUGAGUUGUAUAAGAGGGACUACAGGACCUAUCGCCGUUCUCGAGGACAAGUUACAGCUACUGAAGCAGAAGCUCGCGUUGACGGUAUUUCCGGACGAGAUUAUCGAUAACGAGAAGCCUUGGGCGCGUAGAUUGCCACUAACCUACAUUGCCAAGAUCGAGGUGGACGACUUUGGGUUCCGUGACGUUCGCUUUAUUCACUAUCGGAGCGCUGUGGCCACUGGAAUCCCCCUCCUAUUCAUUCAUGGAUGGCCUGGUGGGUUCUGCGAGGCCACCAAGGUGUUGCCGCAGCUGGUGGAGGAUGAGGACUCGUAUCCUGCGUUUCACGCAGUGGCCCUAAGCUUGGUGGAUUUUGGAUUUUCUUGUUCGGGGCGGGGAUCUUGGAUGCCCGACGGCUCGCUUCACUGCCUUGAAUAUGGCCCUUCUCACCGCAAAGCGUACCGCAUCAACGUCAGAGCCGCCGAGCCUACAGAAGCCGCUCAACCUGAGCUCUAUGCGCAGGUACAUCGCACGGCGGCGUUCUUCGCCACUGACAACGGGUACUUCACCUUAGCCUCCACCAAGCCGCAUACUAUCGGCUCCAGUCUCGCCGUCGCUGGCCAUCUGGCCUGGAUCUACGAGAAACCGCACGACUGGACGGACCCUCGCUACAUCAGUGUGUACUGGUUUCCAACGCCCGAUCCGACCGCCUCAAACCGCGCAUUCUACGCUAUGGAGCAUAAGCAGGCUGAGAAGGCUUUCGCGGCAUCGCAGGCCUACACGAAAGGCGUUCCGCUCGGCAUGGCGCAUUUUGCGAAUGAUAUGGCCCUCUUACCAAGGCUCUGGAACAAGUUGAUGGGGCCCGUGGUGUACGAGAGCGCGUACGAAAUUAGUGGGCGUGUCGCUGCGCGGGAGCGCCCAGAUGCUGUCGUGAGCGAUUUGAGGGUUAUAUUCGGUCGAGGGAGUAAUAUGUGUGGGUGUGUGAGCCAGAAGAACGGCAACGAGGAAUAA
Molecule: messenger RNA, 1080 nt
Organism: Trematosphaeria pertusa
Lineage: Eukaryota; Fungi; Ascomycota; Dothideomycetes; Pleosporales; Trematosphaeriaceae
Product: alpha/beta-hydrolase
Exons: 6
Coding region: 1-1080 (359 amino acids)
Biological process (GO): epoxide metabolic process
Molecular function (GO): epoxide hydrolase activity
Source: RefSeq, a predicted model, not a curated record